Molecule: messenger RNA, 627 nt
Organism: Equus quagga
Lineage: Eukaryota; Metazoa; Chordata; Mammalia; Perissodactyla; Equidae
Product: PRKC apoptosis WT1 regulator protein-like
Exons: 2
Biological process (GO): apoptotic process; positive regulation of apoptotic process
Cellular component (GO): cytoplasm
Source: RefSeq, a predicted model, not a curated record
GCUUCGGCGCCGCUCGGCUCCCCUCCGCGCGCGCGCCCUCCCUCUCGCCGUCUCGCCUCCCUCGCUCCCUCCCCGCCCGGGAGAGCCGCGAGCUCGAGCCCCGAGGCUGCUGGCGCUGCUGUGUCCCGUGCGGCCGCGGCGGCUCACCUGGGCGCCAGCUCCCGGCCCCGCGCCUUCCCCCACCUCCUCCCAGAGCGGCCGCCGGGGGAGCCGCGACCGCCCCCGCGGCGGGCUCGUCCCCUCGCAUCCUCCGGGCCGCGGGCAGGAAGAGGCGGCGGCGGCCGCAGGGCAGAGCCGCCCGGCCCCGCUGGGAAUAUGGCGACCGGUGGCUACCGGGCGGGCAGCGGCGGCGGCGGCGGCAGCACCACCGACUUCCUGGAGGAGUGGAAGGCGAAGCGCGAGAAGAUGCGCGCCAAGCAGAACCCCGCGGGCGCGGCCGCCCCGGGCGGCGGCGGCGACGCGGCCGGGAAGCCCCCGGCGGGGGCUCUGGGCACCUCGGCGGCCGCCGCGGCCAACGAGCUCAACAACAACCUCGCGGGCGGCGCGGCCGCACCUGCCGGCUCCGGGCCCGGGGGCGUGAACUGCGCCGGCGGCCCCGCGGCGCUGACCCGGGUGGGCCCCGGCCCG